Nerophis lumbriciformis (worm pipefish) is the source of this 1389-nucleotide messenger RNA. The record is from RefSeq and is a predicted model, not a curated record. NCBI's taxonomy places the organism in Eukaryota, Metazoa, Chordata, Actinopteri, Syngnathiformes, Syngnathidae.
AUGGGAGCGUGGAGCCGCCAGAAGUUCUUCCGGGAGCUGGCCGCCGGCUGCCUGCUGCCCACGGCCCAGCAAGGUGUGGAGCAAGUGUGGCAGCUGCUGCUCAUCUGCCUGCUCUGUCGCCUCCUCUGGAUGACCGGCCUACCCCCGCUUUUCAAGCAUCUGUCCACAGUGGCGGGAGGGUUCUACGUUCUCUACCUGUUCUUUGAACUGCACAUGAUCUGGGUAGUCCUCCUUAGUCUCUUGUGCUACCUCUUCCUGUUCCUGUGCCGCCACUCCAGCAUGCGAGGCACCUUUCUCUCGAUCACCGUGCUCAUCUACCUGUUGCUGGGAGAGCUUCACAUGAUGGACACUAGCAAUUGGCACAAGAUGAGAGGUUCGCAGAUCGUGGUGGCCAUGAAAGCCGUCUCGUUGGCCUUCGACUUGGACAGAGGCGUGGUCAGCGAGGUCCCUUCUCCUAUCCAGUUCAUGGGUUACAUCUACUACGUGGGGACCAUCAUCUUCGGUCCGUGGAUCAGCUUCAAUAGCUACAAGGAAGCUCUAGAAGGACGGCAGCUGAGCUUUUCGUGGUUAUUCAAAGUGUCUUUGAGUUGGCUGAAAAGCCAGAGUUGUCUGAUUGUCUCCAACUGCGUGGCACCCUACCUCUUCCCUUAUUUCAUUCCCAUUUACGAAGACAAGCUGCUGAGGAGCAAAAAGAGGAGGAAAAUCAGAGGUUCACUCCCAAAGUGGUUGUUGGCUUAUGAGAACACGUUGUCUUUCCACUCGAGCAACUAUUUUGUGGCUUAUUUGAGCGAAACCACCACCACUCUGGCCGGGGCGGGCUACAGCCAAGAGAAGGACAAGCUCAGAUGGGAUCUGACGGUGUCCGAGCCGCUCGACGUGGAGUUCCCUCGCUCCGUGGCCCAAGCCGUGGCGUCCUGGAAUCUGCCCAUGACGCGCUUUCUACGAGCUUAUGUAUUUGAGAGGGCUGUGAAAUUUGGGACGUUCUCUGCCAUCAUGGCGACCUACGCAGCCAGCGCUCUUCUGCAUGGUUUGAGUUUCCACCUGUGCGCAGUUCUGGCCUCUUUGGGCUUCAUCACAUACGUCGAGCACGUGCUGCGGAAGAGACUGGCGACAGUUUUGAACGCCUGCGUCCUGUCCAAAAAAUGUCAGCCAAACUGCAGCCACCGGAACAAAAAGGCCGUGUGGGUGUACAUGAUCAACCUGGCCUUCAGCGCUCUGGCCAUACUCCAUCUCACCUACCUGGGUUCCGUCUUCUCUUCCAGUGUGGACUACAUGGAGGAAGAUGAGGAUGACUUUAGCCAUUACGCCAUUCAGAAGUGGUCGGAGCUGGGUUGGACGAGCCACUGGCUGACAUUUGCGUCCUGGAUAUUGUACCGCCUUGUUCUUUAG